This is a messenger RNA of Strongylus vulgaris, 858 nucleotides long. Lineage: Eukaryota; Metazoa; Nematoda; Chromadorea; Rhabditida; Strongylidae. The record is from the annotation of a GenBank genome assembly.
AUGGAAGUCGCCGAAUAUUACUCGACAUACGCACAACAGCUUGAGGAUUAUUUUGAAAGAUUCCUUCGUCAGACUAAAGAAUCGCUCACUCCAGUUAAUCAGCAGAUGGUUGAUGAUUCACCAAAUGAUAUUCAAACACCAGCUAACGAAAUUUUCGCUACUGUAGAAGCGAAGGGGCCUGUUGAUACUCCAAGGCACAUGCUCGUUGAAAUUUAUGCUUGGGCUUCAAUCACCACAGCAGGAAGUAUGGUUGGAACAUGCUUAGGUUAUACUUUACUGGCACCUUUGAUGCCUUAUCUCGUAGACGUCGAAAGUGCUGCAAUAAUUAGCUAUCUAGUACUACCGCUGACUGCUCAGCUGAUAUUUCAAAAAUAUGGUUACAUCCAGUCUCUGAGUCAUAAAAGCAACGUGAAUCUCCGUUUUCUGUCUCUCGGUUUCUGCAUGGUGCAAGGAGUUUUCAAUGGCCACGUUAUUCACAACAUUUAUGUCACAGGACAGCCACCUGCGUUUUUGACCCCUGCCAUCAUAGCUUACUCAUUCGCGAACAUGCCCCAAGAAGUUGGCAACAAUCGUAUCGCACAGCUUUCCUCAUCACUCAGCUGUGCGUUAGCGGGAAACAUCUCUGUCGGAGCUAUAACUGGAUAUCUGACAUCUUCGUAUUUCUUGCUAUCAUUGAUAUAUUGUGCAAUUGCUGGCAUUGUGAUGCAGUUUAUAUUUAAGCGAGUUCACCAAGAAAGACCACUUCAUACUUUUCAACACGCUUUAACUUCUCUCAUGAUUAUUGCAAAAGGACUAUUCUUUCUAAUUUUUGGAUCUUAUGCGUGCGUACUUGUGAGCAUCUCCCUUAACGAAUACUAA